CCAAAGAUUUCGAAGAAAACAAAAAUCCAAGAGAGAAAACUUUCUCACAUCACUCUUUAGCCAGCUUUCAUCGCAGCCACUUUUACUUCCUGUACUAGUAAUAGAAUGUCUCGUAAAGCUCGUGAAGACAAGGCCGCCUGGCAUACCCCCUCAGUCUAUGCCUUUGCAGGGGACUAUGGCCCCUUCAAGACUCGAGGACAUGCUCCCAUUGAGGAUGUCUUGGUUUUCUUGACCGUCUCGGAGACUGGCCAUGAUGCUGAGGGAAAUAUUCGCCAUCCCAUGUACUCCAUGGCAGCACAAGCCCAGCAAAUUCUGUUGCAACCUCCGACGUACAAUGAUAGCAAAACUACACGUACUUUUCAGCACUUGUUGGUGGUAGAUCUAGCAGACAUGAUCCAACAAGAAGAGAGUGAGGACAACCAAGACGACAAGAACAGCAGCAGCAACAGCAGCAGCAACAGCAGUGCACUGCAAGAAGCCCUGACACGAGAAGUCAUAGAAGUGGAGCUGGUCAAGGGAUUUGGAAAAUCACUUCUACGAUUGUUGCAACGGCUGAGGUUCCACCACGUCGUCUUGGCAGCCGCGGGAGAGUUGUGUGGCUUGUCACUCAAAUUAUUUGCGGCCUUGCAAGACUACGAUCCCGAAAUUGUCACGGAUAUCUGGUUGUUGCAUCCCCUUUUGACGGCCAAAUUCAUCAAUACACACUUGGUUCCCAUGGGGCAGAAUCAGCAACAACAGCAAAGGCAACGGACCAAUGGUGGUGGAAAUGGCAGCAAAAGUGGCAAGAAGGGCCAGAAAAACAGCAGCAAACACAACCACAACAACAAGCAGCAGCAUCCACCAUCUUUGCAACUCCAUUUGGUGUUUGAAAGUGAAGUGGCGCGAGACAAACGUUUGGACAUGAUUCGGUAUGCCUUUCCGGAUGGGACGACACAAGUCAUUAGUAGUCAAGAUCAACCGGACGACCUCUUGGUCUCCUUGUUUCUUGGCAAUCCACAACAAUCCACACAAGAACAACUGUCAUGUUACAAUCCCGAUUACUGCAAUGAAAUGGGCAAGUCACUCUUCUUGAGCAAGGUCACUGUCGAAAUGGAUCGACACAGUAAACAGUACGAACGAAAUUGCCAAGAGAUCACCGCCGACUUGUUGGUGGUCCAAAGACCCAAGACGGCAGACACGGACACCACUACCGAAUCCGAUUGGAGUCGAAUGGAUUGGGCCACCUGUGAACGUCAUGUCGGCGCAUUGGCGCUACGCGGAAACCGUUGUGUUCUAGUUCGUUCGCUCCAGGGAGCUUGGUCCGGGAUGCGCCUUCCCAGCGUCGUGCCCAAACCGGACGAAUCGCCAGCGGAAGCUGCCAUUCGCGCUCUGGUGGAGUUUACCGAAGUGGAUGCAAGCGAAGUUACGGCAUUGCCGUGGGUACCCCCCGUGGCUGUUUAUGCACCCAACAAUCGACCCAUUCUGAUGCAUUUGUACCCGCUGUAUGCCACGGCGCCACCACCGGAUGGACCUCUGGAAGAUGCAGAUAUGGAAGACGAUGAAACACCGUACGAUUGGUAUACGUACACCAACGCUGUUCAAAAGCUGGACGAACGGUCUGUGGCGGCUCUGCAGACCAUGUCAUCGGCGCUGAUUGAGGCAGCCAAUGUAGCAGUAAUACCGUGCAAAUGGGGAGGAGUGUUUGGACAAGAAAUGCCUAGUCGCAGCGUUGUUCAUGAAAGCGACAAUAACAAGAACCAUACAGCUACCAAUGCACCACAGUUGGCAUCCAAUGGUGUCAAGCUGACCGCACAGGUGGAAGAAUGGAAGCCAUCGCGUCAAGGAGAUGUCUUGCAGGAUGUCCGCAAAGCAAAUGCCGGUCUCACGCAACGCAUUGCCAACCAAAAGAAUGGAGGUAACUUCAAGUUGCCAGUGACACUGCUGUCGGGAUUUCUGGGGUCGGGCAAGACGACACUGUUGUCACACAUUCUGGCCAACUACGAAGGUCUCAAGGUGGCCAUACUGGUCAAUGACAUGGGUCAAAUCAACAUUGAUGCGGCUUUGUUGAAGAAGCAAUCAGUUUCGGUCCAUCAGAGGGAGGAGCACAUGGUCGAAAUGAGUAACGGGUGUAUCUGCUGUACACUGCGUGAAGAUCUGCUCGUGGAAGUUGCCAAGAUUGCCUCGCAGGGAACCUUUGACUAUUUGCUCAUCGAGUCCACGGGAGUGUCCGAGCCCAUGCCCGUAGCAGAAACCUUUACAUUUGAGGAUAGCACGGGAUUGCGGCUUGGUGACAUUGCCCAAAUCGACACGUUGGUGACCGUGGUAGAUGGAUCGCGCUUUCUCUCCGAGUUGGACAGUCUACAAUCAUUGAAGGAGCGGGAUUGGCAUGCUGACCCAGAAGAUCAGCGAACAAUAUCCCAUUUGCUGUGCGAUCAGGUGGAAUUUGCCAAUGUGUGCGUCUUGAAUAAGUGCGACUUGAUGAGUUCGGAAGAAAAGCAAAAGGUCAAACAGUUGAUCCACAACAUGAACCCAACGGCCAGGUUGGUUGAGUCUGUUUACAGUGCUGUGUCAUUGGAUACGGUCUUGGGGACGGGUCUGUUUUCCAUGUCAGAUGCAGAGAAACACGAAGGGUGGCUCAAAGAAGCCAGAAUUGGUGAACAUACACCCGAAACUCUGGAGUACGGCAUUGGGUCUUUUACCUACAGAGCAAGGAAGCCAUUCUUCCCCCACAAAUUCCACAGCGUUAUCGAAUCCAUGCUCAAUCAAACACCACCGUUUGACAAGAGCAUCAUCCUUCGGUCGAAAGGUUUUGUUUGGCUGGCAAACUUUCCACAACUGCAAGGAGAUUUCUCUCUCGCAGGACACCAUUUUUCCCUUUUGCCGGGCAAUCCAUGGUGGGCAGAGAUCGACAAGGAGCACUGGCCUGCGAAUCUUGAACAGGCCAUUGCGCCCUUGUGGCGCGAGCCGUACGGUGAUCGGCAGCAGGAACUUGUCAUCAUCGGGCAGUCACUAGACCAAGAAUCCAUCACUGUUGCUUUGAAUGCAUGUCUGCUAUCCGAUGAUGAGAUGGAGCAAGGUCAAGAAGCAUGGAAUCAGAUGUGCGUUGAUGCCGGAGACCCGUUCCAAGAUGAUUGGGAUGCAGCGAUUGCAGCAGCACAGAGCGAAGCACACGAUCACAGCUCAGAUCAUGAGCACAGCCAUGAACAUGCCCACGAGCAUGCCCAUGCACACAACCACCAUCAAUGAGACGACGCAUUUCUAGGUGGCUGAUAGGGUACGGUGUACCGGUACGGUACGAGAGAGACAUCAAUCGAUUGGACAAGGUUAAUGUAUGUAGGACGCUUGUCUGCCUGUCCACGGUCGAUACCGGUAGUGGCUCGAGAGAUUUUGUCAAACUGCAUAGUGAUAGGGCAUGAACUGGCACCGGUGGCCACCACACAAAGUGGCAAUAAAGCAAACAUCAUCAU
Seminavis robusta is the source of this 3446-nucleotide messenger RNA. The record is from the annotation of a GenBank genome assembly. NCBI's taxonomy places the organism in Eukaryota, Bacillariophyta, Bacillariophyceae, Naviculales, Naviculaceae.